AUGGCUAGCAUUAAACAAUUACAAUUUUUUCUCACUUUGAAUCUAUGGAUAAAUUUCCUCUGUGCAUACAACAAAGAGCCUAAAUUUAUCCCACUUGUGGUGACUACUUGGGAUUAUAAAAGCGCUACAGAAGUUGCUUGGAAAACAAUUUAUGAUUACAAGGAAAGCGCUAUAAGCGCAAUCGAGGAUGGCUGUUCUCAUUGUGAGAACUUUCAAUGCAGAGGAACAGUCGGUUUUGGUGGAAGUCCUGACGAAAAUGGUGAAACAACUUUAGAUGCUAUGUUAAUGAAUGGCAAAACGAUGGAUGUCGGAGCAAUCGGUGGACUUCGCAACGUGAAAAACGCGAUCUCGGUUGCCAGACACGUUUUAGAGAAUACCGCCCACUCGUUUAUCGUUGGUGACCUCGCCACAGAAUUCGCCCUGAAAAUGGGAUUUAAAAACGAAUCUUUACAAACCGAAACUUCACACGCAAUGUGGAAACAUUGGAAGGCCGACAAUUGCCAACCCAACUUCUGGAAAAAAGUAGUGCCAAACCCAACUACCAGUUGCGGUCCGUACCAUCCAGAGAAUUGGUCAUCUAACAAUCAUAAAUACAUGCACGCCAACGACGAAAAUCACGACACGAUCAGCAUGAUCGCGAUCGAUAUGCAAGGGGGCAUUGCUGCUGGCACCUCGACCAAUGGAGCCAGGAAUAAGAUACCGGGCCGCGUUGGCGACUCGCCGAUCGCAGGUGCUGGGGCUUAUGCCGAUCAAGAGGUCGGAGCUGCUGCUGCUACCGGUGAUGGCGACAUCAUGAUGCGCUUUUUGCCAAGUUUCCUGGCAGUAGAGCUGAUGCGUCAGGGCAUGGAUCCAGCAGAGGCUGCCUUUGUAGCAGUUGAAAGAAUAGCCAAGCACUAUCCGAAAUUCUCAGGUGCUGUGAUAGCACUGAACAAAACGGGACAGUUUGGUGCGGCUUGUAACAAUUUGCCAAAUGGGUUUCCGUUUUACGCCGUCAAUCGGCAACUUGGCGAGCCCACUCUUUACAAUCAAACGUAUAAGAUAUUUAUUAAAACCCUUUAA
Copidosoma floridanum is the source of this 1059-nucleotide messenger RNA. RefSeq names its product N(4)-(Beta-N-acetylglucosaminyl)-L-asparaginase-like. Gene Ontology annotation, molecular function: N4-(beta-N-acetylglucosaminyl)-L-asparaginase activity. Lineage: Eukaryota; Metazoa; Arthropoda; Insecta; Hymenoptera; Encyrtidae. Gene Ontology annotation, biological process: protein deglycosylation. The record is from RefSeq and is a predicted model, not a curated record. Gene Ontology annotation, cellular component: lysosome; cytoplasm.